AGGGGAGAUGGGGAGAGAGAGAAGGAAGAGAAUCUUUACAACACUUGCAGCUUAUUGCAUCUCUGCAAAAGCAAUGCUUGUUAUGUCGGUUUCCUGGGAGAUAUUCAGGAACAGCCAUGUCAAAUCAUGCUCCAAAGGCAAAAACUCUCUCUCUCUCUCUCUCUCUCUCUCUCUCUCUCCUACCAUUCCAUUUUUAAUCUUUUCUGACAAAUCUCACCACUCAUGUAACACCAUUUUCCUGCUCCUGUUGUCAUUUUUUUACGUGAAAAACUAACAGUGUCCUAAUCUCACACUUUCUGAUGUGGAAUGUAAACCCACACAAAUCAACUAUACGGUUCCAAGCUGCACCCUACAUUAGACUGCCAGACAUUCUUCUACUUUCUCUCCCUUUUGCUACAAUGUUUUGUACUAUUAAUUUCUAGGUUUCUGUUUCCUUUGCUUCUUGUCUUGUAAUAAUUCUUUGCUCUCAUGGCUUCUUCUUCACUUUCUCUUUACCUUGUUGGGUUCCUUGCAAUUUUGGCUGGUGGGGUGAUGGGGUUGCAGGGGAAAACAGAGGAAACAGGGGAGAUGGUGAUGAUGGAGGAGGAGGAGCUUUUAGGCCUGUUUGACGUGAUGGGUUCACUAUUAGAUGAACCUGGUUGGGCCCAGGUGCAUCAAGAGCCAUGUACCAACACUCCAUGGCCUGGGGUUGGUUGUGAGGUUGGUGAGGAGGACCCUCCAAUCUUUCAUGUCACAUUGAUUCAUGUUGGUCCUGAUGUUGUUAACCCACCUUGCAAAUCCUCAGCAAAAUUAUCAGAUUCUUUGCUCAAAUUACCUUACCUUAAAACCCUUUCCAUUUUUAACUGUUUUGUUGCUUCUCCAGUUUCCCUUUCUCGUUCUCUGUUUGGUGCACUUUCUUCCUUGGAGCAUCUAUCACUUCAAUCCAAUCCAUCUCUUUUUGGUGAGAUUCCUCCAGGUUUAUCUAGCUUGAAAGACCUAAGGGUCCUCAGCCUUUCACAGAACAAUAUACAAGGCAAUAUACCUUCUGAGCUUGGUGGGUUGGUCAAAUUAGAACAACUUGACCUUAGCUACAAUAACUUGAGUGGUGAAAUUCCUGAAGAAAUUGGAGGGUUGGAGAGCUUGAGCAUUUUGGACCUAAGCUGGAAUGCCAUUGAAGGGGAGGUCCCAUCCUACCUGGGUCAGCUCCAACUUCUCCAAAAGGUUGAUCUCUGCUCAAACAGAAUCCAUGGAAAAAUAGCUCCAGAAUUGGGGAACCUGAACAGGUUGGUGUUGCUUGACUUGAGCCAUAACUUCAUCAAUGGUCCAAUCCCUGAGACUUUCUCUGGUUUGGAACAGUUACAGUACUUAAUUCUUGAUCAAAACCCCAUUAAUUCACAUAUACCCUUCUUUUUGGGCACCCUUAAGAAGCUUGUAUCAAUUAGCUUCUCAGGCUGUGGGUUGACAGGGACAAUUCCCAACUUGUCCUUGCUGAAGAAUCUCACUGCUCUGUCCCUAGACAACAACAAUCUCUCUGGUACAGUCCCUCCAAAUUUAGGGUCCCUUCCAAAUCUUGACCAUUUGAACUUGAGCAACAAUAAACUCAGAGGGGAGCUCGUUUUCCCAGACGAGUUCAUUUACAGGCUUGGGGAAAGGCUAGAUGUUAGAGGAAAUGAAGGCCUCUGCACAUGCAAUCAACAAUACAAGGAGAACAUCUCUGCAUAUCUACAAACCCCUGUUUGUUUGGGCACAGAAGGAAUUAGUGAAAACAGAACAUGCCCUAAACAACAACACCCUGAUGAUUCCAAGGGAAUCAGUCCAUUUCUGUAUCAUGGGAAGAUAAGUUCAGAUUCUCCAUUCCAAGAUUCACAACUCAUGUCAGCUAGUUUUGGUCUAUGUUUCCUGAGUUCUAUUGUAAGUAUUGUUUCUUCGUUUUGUUUUCAUUAUGUCUAAGAAAAACCCAAAUUAAGAAAACAAAAGAAAUGUAAAUACUUCGAUGUUGGGGCUAAGUACAAGAAUGAAAAGUCUUGAAUUUGGGGCUCGUGAUGUUUCAGUGGGGAUUGGUCGUUGUCUUCAUCAGUCUUUUAGAAAUUGAAGAAACAGAAGUGUCGGGG
Rubroshorea leprosula is the source of this 2090-nucleotide messenger RNA. The record is from the annotation of a GenBank genome assembly. Lineage: Eukaryota; Viridiplantae; Streptophyta; Magnoliopsida; Malvales; Dipterocarpaceae.